CCUCCGCUGGCCGAGCGCGGCGCCUACCUCCGGCGAGCUUCCUGGGUCGCGCCGCGCCUGCUCCCCUCCUCACCUCUCCCCUCGGCCUGGUGAUGGCGGCGGCGGCGGCGGCCCCCUCAGGCCGGCCCUGGCCGGAGCGGCGCGGCUGCCAUCGCGCACCCGGGCGGAGGCGCCCGCCGCGAGCCCACCCGCUCCCGGGUGCGUAGAAGGGAAGGGCGCCGGGCCUCCGCUCCCGCGACCCCUCCUCGGCGUCCCCGGGUCCGGUCCCCGCGUGCCUGGGAGCCGGAGGGGGUGCACGCCCACCUACCCGAGAUGCUUCCCAGGGCGCCGGCUGUAACUGGCACCCAGACCUCAUGGAAAUGCCGGCGAGGCCGACUCGUCCCCGCUGUCGCGCCUGAAUCUAAACCGGCUCCUUGGAGAGCCCGCGGCCUCUCAGCGCUCCUCCUCUAGGGCAGUGAAUGGACGGGGCUCGUAACCGCUGACUUUCCUUUAGAAAAGCCGGCACUCCACAUCCCAAAGUUAAGAAAAGUUGGUGUUAAGAAAAGCCAUUCUGGAAAACUGGCUAACCAGUUUCGAGAACGUCCUGGAUCUUAAGAAAUGAGUUGCGACAUGAUGAAUUAGAGGAGGGAAGUCUUGCUACAAGAUGUGGGCGCUUGUUUUAAAGCGCUGGCCUUAAACCCAUUGUACUCGUCAGGGAGGACGAGGCAGAAAACUGGACGGCAGGGGGUUCGGUUCAGCUCCGGGAACCGUGUAGGCACAAGAAGACUUAGUAAAUCCUGCGAAAAGUGGCGAGAACUCGAUAAAGAAGCUUUGGGAGCCACAAGGGAAAGCCAACUUUUAAAGAAACUUCAAGCCCCCGGAACUGGUGUGUGGGAAAGAUUUAAACGCGGAACGUAAUUUCCUCGGGUGCAGUUUUCCCACCGGACCCCGGGUCGAAGCCAGGCUUCCGUGCUGCGCAGGCGCAGUGCCACUUAACAAAGCAUGGAAGUGGCGUUUCCCGCGUGUGCGGCGGCGGCGGCUGUGAUCUUGACCUGGGUCUUCUUCUGGGGUUGGAACUUCUCGGAACGAAUGAAGAGUCGGGAGCAGGCAGGCCUCCUGGGAGCCGGGAGCCGGACCCUCCUGGUGAUCGCGCACCCGGACGACGAAGCCAUGUUCUUUGCUCCCACGGUGCUGGGCUUGGCCCGCCUGAGGCACCAGGUGUCCCUCCUCUGCUUCUCCGCAGGAAAUUACUACAAUCAAGGAGAGAUUCGUAAGAAAGAACUUUUGCAGAGCUGUGAUGUUUUGGGAAUUCCACCUUCCAGUGUAACAAUUAUUGACAACAGGUGUUUCCCAGAUGACCCAAGUGUGCAGUGGGACACAGGGCAUGUGGCCAGCACCCUCCUCCAGCACAUAGGAGCCAAUGGAAUCAACCUGGUGGUGACUUUCGACGCCGGGGGAGUGAGUGGCCACGUCAACCACGUCGCUCUCUACGCGGCCGCCAGGAGCCUGCACGCAGGAGGGAAGUUACCUGAAGGCUGCUCCGUGCUGACCCUGCAGUCCGUGGGCCUGGCCCGCAAGUACCUCUGGCCCCUGGACCUGCCUGUGUCUCUGCUCCACGCCCCGGAUGUCCUGUUUGUGCUCACCAGCGAAGAAGUGACACGGGCCAAGAUCACACAAAAGUUGGGAAGAAAAGGAAGGACAUCAACCAGCCUACAUCAAAAUUGGGGCUGAGGAAGGACAAAGAAGCUGCCUAACAAAACUGGGGGCCAGAGCAGGCUGCAGGCGCCAGCCCCCGUCCCGGCCUGGGUGGCCGCGGCCACCAACAAAGGCACGGAGGCCUCACUCCUUGGACAUGUUCUUGAUGGUCUUGUGCUCCUUCAUGGCCUUCUCCCAGUCACUGCCGUUGAACUCCUCGGUGACCACACUCCGCACGGUGCCCUCAUCCAGGCAGUGGGGGGCGAUUCCUGGAGAAAGGGGGUCCCCGGUGCGGGUGAGGCCAGGCGAACACCCCCCACUGCACCUCAGGCUUCCUGCGCAACCACCGGAGCCCACGGCCUAGACCAGACCGACAGCUCAGGCUGGACAGACAUCCGCCCACACGGAGCUGAGGCUACGGAACGAAGACGGGGUCAAGGUGAGGGAGAUGCCAAAUGGCAGCCUUGGGGGUCACAGGGGAAGGACAGAUUCAACUUUCCAAGGUAGUUUUACCUCCCCGUCUGUACAGGAUCUUAAACUCUGCAAAACCCUCUCCUGGCCCACCGGGCAGGCAGCAAAGCCUCCGUGCACCAGCCUGGGAGCUGCUCAGGAAGUGGGCGCUGGGUCAGGGGCUGCCCCACUGCCCGCCAUGCUCCGCAGGCUGUGACGGGGUCGAGAUCCCUCACAAACAUCUUCCACACUAAUUUCCACCCCACCCACACAGUGACUGGGAUUUUGGAACACCCACCAGGCGUUCUGGGGGCUUUAUCUCCUGCAGCUCCAAGCAGGACUGGGAAGGAGCUCAUGGGGUCUCCCGGGUGUCUUCUGAACAAGCCUCAUUUUCUAGGAACGCAUUCUCAUUGCCCCUCACCUUUGCCUCCCUCGCUCCCCCAGCCCUGCAGGCCCAGCCCCCCAGCCCCCUGCAGCUCUGGGGGUACCAGCGACCGAGCCUCGGGACUUGGCUGUUCUGGGAAGCUGACCUGACCAUGUUAGGAUUUGGCCAGAGCCAGCCUCACACGCUGUCAUCUGCAAAGAGGAACCUCCUUCCCAAACACGCAAGGGGAAGUGCCCAGCAGAGCCCAAAGCCCCGGGCACCCCAUACUCCUCAGCUCCCAUCCGUCCCACCGGCAUUUUCCAGCUCCCAACAGCCCCCAGGCCCUGCCAUUGCCUGCACUCACCGUAGCCUCCGGGGUUAGAGCGGGGUGUGUAGAAGCUCUGAACCCCGCAUUUCUUGCAGAAGGUGUGCUGGGCUUUGUGCGUGUUGAACGUGUAUGUGGUUAUGUUCUCAGCUCCCUGAGGGGAAACAAAUGGGGAAACAAAGUUUUUUUAUAAGUUAUUAAACAAAAACAAAACCCUCAUCUUUUUCAGAGCAUUAAUUUCGGGGAGCCACCCUCCAUUUGUGGGGCUCUGGGGUCUUAUGUCCCACAAAAUACUGAAAGCUGCUUGGGGACCGGGGCCCCUCCACGCUGCCAAGACAAGCUCGUUUUGAGCCUGACAGCUCGCGACUUCCCCUGGGUCAGUGCACACCGGACAGCGCAGCCCCACGUGUCCUCUGAUCCAUGGCAACCGUGCCCUGUCCACGUUGGAUGUGGCAAUGCCACCUCACGGGGCCAAGCCGGGAGACGGCCCCACCCAGGGAACGGGCCCCGCGUCCAAACAGAGCUGCCCACGGCCCCGAGCAAACCUGCUUCUACUUGAAUUCCUCUACAAAGGACAAACUAGGAAAAAAAGUAUUUACUACACAUCAGGGACAACAUCAGGCUAAUUUCCUUAAUGGGUGAAGCCAAGAAGAAAAUGGGCAAAGAGCGAGGGAGUUCAGAGAAAAGGAAAAAUCCACGGCCCUUUAACUUAGGAAGAGAUUUUGCACUCGUGAAACACAGUGAGAUCCUCUUCACUGUCGGGCGGGCAAAGACCAAAACGCUGGUUAAGAUGGCACAGGGGAGCGAGUGGAGAAACGUGCCCUCAGAUGCCGUUUGUGGGGCCAACGUUGGUAAAAUGUGACCCUGUCUACCAAAUUCACCGGUGGACGUACCGCUUCACCCGGCAGUUCCUCUCGAGGAUAUCUGUCCUGUGGACACCAUUCUCUGUGUCGACGGCAUAUGAACACAGACGGUACAGCACCGGUCAAAAAGGCUACGGACCAGGAAACUAAAAAUGUCCACCAGCAAGUGAUGGCUUAAAGCCACAUGGGACGCUCGUACAAUGGAACAGUUCGCAGCUGCUGAAAAGAAUGAGGCAGCUCUACAAACACUAAGAAGGAAUAAUCUCCGAGGCUACAAAGUUGUGUGCGAGAAACAAGGUGUAAAACGACGUGUGUUAUAUAACGCAGUAUUUUUAAUAAAGGAUAUAUACCUGAA
Choloepus didactylus (southern two-toed sloth) is the source of this 4031-nucleotide messenger RNA. RefSeq names its product phosphatidylinositol glycan anchor biosynthesis class L (gene PIGL). The record is from RefSeq and is a predicted model, not a curated record. Gene Ontology annotation, molecular function: N-acetylglucosaminylphosphatidylinositol deacetylase activity. The transcript is spliced from 7 exons. Gene Ontology annotation, biological process: GPI anchor biosynthetic process. Lineage: Eukaryota; Metazoa; Chordata; Mammalia; Pilosa; Megalonychidae. Bases 982 to 1710 code for a protein of 242 amino acids. Gene Ontology annotation, cellular component: endoplasmic reticulum.